Molecule: messenger RNA, 8019 nt
Organism: Thunnus maccoyii (southern bluefin tuna)
Lineage: Eukaryota; Metazoa; Chordata; Actinopteri; Scombriformes; Scombridae
Gene: cenpe
Product: centromere protein E
Exons: 56
Coding region: 144-7913 (2589 amino acids)
Biological process (GO): mitotic cell cycle; microtubule-based movement
Cellular component (GO): microtubule
Molecular function (GO): ATP binding; plus-end-directed microtubule motor activity; microtubule binding
Source: RefSeq, a predicted model, not a curated record
CAAAGUGUCAGAAUUUGAAGUUUGAAAAGGGAGUCGCUUACAGUGCGCUCGCUUCAGUUGAUAAAGCCUAUUUACUUUAUUAUCUUUUUGUCAUGUAUUAGUUUUACUGGAAAUUUUAUGUGGGUGACUACCAGAAAGACAAAAUGGCAGAAGAGUCCGCUGUUAAAGUCUGUGUUCGAGUCCGUCCGCUUAUUGAGAGGGAAGAAAGUGCUGCAUCGGAGGAUACCAAGCCUGUCCAGCUGUUUUGGAAAGCUGAUAAGAAAUCAAUUCAUCAGAUCGAUGAUGGGAACUCGACCAAAAGCUUUAGCUUCGAUCGAGUGUUCGUUGCUGAAGAAACAACCAAUCAUCUGUACCAGGACAUUGCAAAGCCCUUGGUUGUUUCAACAGUUGAGGGAUACAAUGGAACCAUAUUUGCUUACGGGCAGACAUCCUCUGGAAAGACUUUCACCAUGAUGGGGAGCGACCGUAUUCCUGGAGUAAUACCUCUAGCUGUUGAGGAUGUCUUCCAAACCAUUAAAAAUCGUCCAAAUAAGGAGUUCCUUCUCAGGGUGUCUUACAUGGAAAUCUACAACGAGACUGUGACUGAUCUGCUUGUUGACAGCUGGAAGAGAAAACCCCUGGAAGUCCGAGAAACUAUCAAUAAAAACAUCUAUGUAGCUGACCUGACUGAGGAACUGGUGACUUCUCCUGCACAAGCCCUGGCCUGGAUUCGUAAAGGAGAAAAGAAUCGUCACUACGGAAAGACUAAAAUGAACCAGAGGAGCAGCCGUUCACACACCAUUUUCCGAAUGAUCCUGGAAAGCCGUGAGAGGAGCGACCCAGCAUCAGGUGAAAAUGCUGAUGGAGCCAUUAUUGUGUCCCAUUUGAAUUUAGUUGAUCUAGCUGGAUCUGAGAGAGCAAGCCAAACAGGAGCUGAAGGCACACGCUUCAAAGAAGGCUGCAAUAUCAACCGCAGUCUGUUCACACUCGGCCAAGUGAUCAAGAAACUAACCGAUGAAAGCCAGAAGGGUUUUACAAACUACAGAGACAGUAAGCUAACCCGCAUCCUGCAGAACUCGUUGGGUGGGAAUGCUAAAACAGUCAUCAUCUGCACCAUCACUCCCGUCACACUAGAUGAGACACUCAGCACUCUGCAGUUUGCCAGCACUGCAAAGAAAAUGAAGAAUGAUCCCCAUGUCACAGAGGUGUCUGAUGACGGGGCUCUACUCAAAAGAUAUCGCAAUGAAAUUGUAGACCUCAAGCGACGCCUUCAAGAGGUUUCUUCAGUCACACAGACCACAGCGACAGAGAAGGAGGUUCUCUCCCAGCUGCUCCAAGAGAAGGAUCAGCUCCAGAGAGAACAACAGGACAGAAUCAGGAACCUCACCAAACUGAUCGUCACCAGCUCCAACCUGGUUCCUGUCAAACGGAUGCCGAAACGCAGAGUAACAUGGGGAGGGAAGAUGCUCCGGCUCGCCCGUCUGUCUGGCUGUGAGGGCGGUCAAUCUGACCUCAGCUUUGCAGAAUCUUUCAGUCAGAAGAGGAAGGCUGACCGCUCCUGUUUGAUGGAGCUGGCUGAGGAUGAUGAGGACUUUGACUCUCACUGGGAGAUUCCUGAUGAGCCGUCAGAUGACAUGGAGAUGAGUCAGAGCUCUGUGACUACUCGUAGCUUUGGAGACAGUCCCAAAGACUUCGUAUCUCCAGACCGGAUGUGUGAGCUUUCAGGUAAAGUGUCCAACCUGGAGAUGCAGCUGGCAAUGGAAAAUCAGCAGAAAGAGGAAGCCAUGAUAAAGGUGGAAACAUUAGAUGGCAGAGUGGCAGAGCUGGAGCUGCAGCUACAAGCAGAAGCUCAGCAGAAACAGGAGGCCUUAGAGAAAAUGCAGACAUCAGAACAGAGAGCAGCAGAGCUCGACCUCCAGCUCCAAACAGAAGCUCAGCAGAAGCUGGAGGCCACGGAGAUGUUGGAGUUAAGGGUGGCAGACCUGGAGAGACAGCUAGAAGAACAGAGUCACACACACAUGGAAGCUGAUAAACAGAUGAGAAGAGAAUUUGAAGAGACCAUCCGGCUUUGUGAGACUCUGGCUACAGAGAAGGACAUGGUGAUGACUGAGCGAGAUUAUCUGAAGCAGGAACUGGGGAUGUUCAUAGAGCAGACUAACAGCCUGGAGAAAGAGAAAAUUGCUCUUUCACAUGAGCUGGAGGAGAAGAGAGAGAUGGAUGAGUUCAAAACUCUGGAAGAGGAGUUCAGGAAAGAGCAUGAGAGCGAGUUGCAAAAUGAAAUAUCCAGCUUGAAGAAGGCCAUGGAAUCCUCUGAGCUUCAAUGCUCGGAGCUUCAGAAAAAACUAGAAACUGUGUCUGAGGAGCUGAAGAAGAAAACUCAAUUUGCAGAGGAUCUUCAGAGUAUGAACGGUAAGGACUUGGUACAGGAGGUGGCGAAGCUUCGUCGCUCCUUGGAUGACGCUGAGGGUCUCAGCAGAGACACAAAGAAAGAGUGGGCCGUCCUGCGCAGCCAGAACAUCGCUCUGGAGGAGACGCAUGUGACUCUGACUGCCAACCAUGACAAGAUGGAGGCUGAGGUGAACAGCCUGCGCUCUCAACUUGCAGCAGAGAAAUCACGCUACCAAAAAAUGCAGUGCGAUCUCCAGAAAGAGCUGAAUGUUGCAUUUGAUGAGAACACCAAGCUCACCACUCUACUAGAUGGCAAAGUCCCCAAAAAUCUGAUAGAUAGCGUGGAACUUGAGAGAACAGUGACCAACCUGAAUAAAGAGCUGGCAGCAUCUCGUGAAGCAGAGGGAGCCCUCAGAGCUCAGCUGGAGGAGGUGGCUUCACUUCAGGCUCUUCCAAAUAAAGUGGACAACCUGAUGAAACAGGUGUGUGAGCUGACUGAGGAGCUGUGUGCUGUUCAGAGUCAGAGGGACAGCCUGCUCUCAGCCCAAGCUGUAGGCCAGGAGGAGGCUCAGCAGCUCAGAGACUUCCUGCAGACAUCUCAGGAUCAGAUUAUAAAAAUCCAAGCAGAUCUUAGUGCUGCUGCACAGAGAGAAAACGACCUGAACCAGCAGUGUGCUGAUGCCACACAGCAGCUGGAAUCACUGCGCUCAGACCUGGAGCACUGUGAUGCUGAGAAGAGUCAGCUCAUGGCUACCAUCAAAGAGACGGACUUAAGACUGGAGGAGAGUGAACAACACAGAGCAUCACUAGAGGAGAAAGUGCAGCUGAUGAAGGAUCUGGAAGAGAAGCUUGCUGACAGUGAAGUUUCCAGAGCCACAGAGGAGGAGAUUAGUAAAGAACUUCAAGAACAGCUGAACCAGCUGACUGAAGAGCUUCAGUGUGUGCGAGCUGAGAAAGAGGCUCUCCUGUCUGAGCAGAAUGUCGGUGUUCAAAGCUCUGCAGAGGAGAUGGAGAAGCUGCUCUCUACAGUCACAUCUCUCACCGCAGAGAGAGACCAGCUCAAGAUGGACUUGCAGGGAAAUAUGGAGAUGGCUGUAGAGACUCAAGGUCUUCUCCAUUCUCUACAAGAAGAACUUCAAGAGCAGAAGCAGAAGAAUUCAGAACUGGAAAAACUCCAUGAGCAGACGGAAUCUGGUUUAGGAAGAAAUAUGCUGAGUCUAUCACAAGAGCUACAGAGUGUGCAAGAUGAGAAAGAGACUCUCCAGAUGUCCGGUGGUCAGAGCUCAGCAGAGGAGACGGAGAAGCUGCUCUCUACAGUCACAUCUCUCACUGCAGAGAGAGACCAGCUCAAGAUGGACCUGCAGGAGAAUGUAGAGAUGAUGAUUGAGAUUCAGGAGGAGCUGAGGACAGCCCUGGAGAAGAAUCAUGAGCAGAAGGAGCAGAUCAAACAGCUGGAGACUGCACAAACACCCAACUCAGAUGGACCGCCCAAUGACAUGAGUGGCCAGCUAUUGGAGCUGCAAACACAGACUCAGAGGCUGACUGAGGAACUUGAGAGUGUGCGAGCAGAACGAGACAGUCUGCAAUCUGAGAGGACAGCUGACCCUCAGACCUCCACAGAGGAGAUGAAGGAGCUGCUGUGCAGAGUGACGUCUCUCACUGAGGAGAGAGAUCAGCUGCAGGAGAUACUGGAGGGACUGAGACAGGAGAAGAACCAGCUCAAAGCAGAGCUGGAAGACAGGAUGGACAUGGUUGUUCAAGCCCAGACUGGCUUUAACCAGCCAGCAAUGCUGAGCUCAGAACUGCAAGCAGGAGAUGAGAGAACAACACAACUUCAGCAAGAGACAGAGAAACUACAAGCCAGUCUACAGGCCGUCAGUGAGCAGAAGAGCCAGUUGGAGGCUGAACUACAGCGUAACAUAGAGAUGACUGCAGAGACUCAGAGCCUUCUACAUUCACUUCAAGAGCAGCUCCGAGAGCAGAAUGAAAGAAGCCUUGACCUGGAAAGAUUAAGUCAAGAGCAGCAAGCUCAGCUAGAACAACAGAUAAAGACUCUAACUGAAGAGCUUGAAGGUGUGCAAGCUGAGAGGAAUGGCCUGUUUGAGAAGGAGGCCAGCUGUCAGACCUCCACAGAGGAGAUGAAGGAGCUGCUGUGCAGAGUGACGUCUCUCACUGAGGAGAGAGAUCAGCUGCAGGAGAUCCUGGAGGGACUGAGACAGGAGAAGAACCAGCUCAAAGCAGAGCUGGAGGACAGGAUGGACAUGGUUGUUCAAGCCCAGACUGGCUUUAACCAGCCAGCAAUGCUGAGCUCAGAACUGCAAGCAGGAGAUGAGAGAGCAACACAACUUCAGCAAGAGACAGAGAAACUACAAGCCAGUCUACAGGCCGUCAGUGAGCAGAAGAGCCAGUUGGAGGCUGAACUACAGCGUAACAUAGAGAUGACUGCAGAGACUCAGAGCCUUCUACAUUCACUUCAAGAGCAGCUCCGAGAGCAGAAUGAAAGAAGCCUUGACCUGGAAAGAUUAAGUCAAGAGCAGCAAGCUCAGCUAGAACAACAGAUCAAGACUCUAACUGAAGAGCUUGAAGGUGUGCAAGCUGAGAGGAAUGGCCUGUUUGAGAAGGAGGCCAGCUGUCAGACCUCCACAGAGGAGAUGAAGGAGCUGCUGUGCAGAGUGACGUCUCUCACUGAGGAGAGAGAUCAGCUGCAGGAGAUCCUGGAGGGACUGAGACAGGAGAAGAACCAGCUCAAAGCAGAGCUGGAGGACAGGAUGGACACACUACAAACUGAGAUGAGCACUUUAACAGAAAAACUGGAGAGUGUGGAAGCAGAGAGAGACGGUCUGCUCUCCAAGACGGAAGCCAGCUGUCAGACCUCCACAGAGGAGAUGAAGGAGCUGCUGUGCAGAGUGACAUCUCUCACUGAGGAGAGAGAUCAGCUGCAGGAGAUCCUGGAGGGACUGAGACAGGAGAAGAACCAGCUCAGAGCAGAGCUGGAGGACAGGAUGGACACACUACAAACUGAGAUUGUACAGCUGAAUACAUCUCUACAGACUGUUACUGAGCACAAGAGACAGCUGGAAGAUGAUCUGCAGCAGAGCGUGAAUGUGGCUUCCACAACUCAAGACCUUUUGAAGUCGGUCCAAGAGGAGCUGUGUGAACAGAAGCAGAUGAACUCUGAUCUGGAGAAACUAAGUCAGGAGAAGGAGUGUAAUUUAGAUCAACAGAUAAGGACUUUAACAGAAAAACUGGAGAGCGUGGAAGCAGAGAGAAACAGUCUGCUCUCUGAAAAGGAAGCCAGCUGUCAGACCUCUACUGAGGAGACGAAGGAGCUGCUGUGCAGAGUGACGUCUCUCACUGAGGAGAGAGAUCAGCUGCAGGAGAUCCUGGAGGGACUGAGACAGGAGAAGAACCAGCUCAAAGCAGAGCUGGAGGACAGGAUGGACAUGAUGUCUGCCACCCAGGAGAAGUUGAGCGAGCAGGAGCAGAUAAAUGUGCAGCAGCAGGCUGAGAGAGAAGAACAAGAGACCAAGCUUCAACAGGAAGUGCAGCAGCUCGAGGAACAGCUGAAAAUAUUCAGAGAGAGGCAAACCCAUGCUAAAGCUGAAGCAGAUGCCUCACAACAGCUGCUCAGUGAUGCGAACACAACCAUCUCAGCACUCAGAGAGCAGCUGAGCAGUUUGGAUCAGAGCACCAGUGAUGUCAAAAAGACAGCGUCAUCACGGCUGCAGGACUCCACUCUGCAGCUUCAGGAGUCCUUCAAAAGAUUCCAGCACUUCAUAGACCUCUGUUCCAAGAAUAACUCCAGAGCCCUGGACAAAGCCCUGAGAGUGCAGAGUUCCCUGAAGCCAAAAGAUUUAACUUCCCUUCCUAAACCCACGAUGAAUGCCUACAGCGCCGUCUGUCAGCUGGAACGGCAAUCUGCUCAGAGUCUGGGAAAUAUUAGUGAGCACCUCCAGGUGCGUGCUCAGGGCUACAGGAAUCUGUUUGAGGAGUUGGUGAAGAAAGAUUUAGCUGUGUUUGAGGAGAGGCGUCUGCAGGAUUUGCUGCUGUGCAGGGCGCAGGCACCCAGCUACUCCAUCAAAGAUGAAGACUUCCACACACUGUGGGAACACAGACUGACUGAGCUGCUGGAUAAGAGGCAGCUCUACCUACAGAAAAUGGGUAGCAUUUUGGAGAAGUUCUGGACCAACAUGGCGUCUUACCCCAGUGAGCUGUCAGCUGAGAUCAGAGAGAGGGAGAGGUUCAAGGAGCAGUUCCAGGCAGUGUGCACCAACCAGCCAAUCAGCUUCAGCAGUCUGGACAGCAUCCUGAGCACUUAUCAGAGCCACAUAUCUGCAGUGGCACAACGCUGGAAGAUGACUCUGCAGGGGAUUAUAGAUGAGCAGCGCGGUCUGUGUGAGGAGCUGAAGCAGCUGGAGGCUCAGGCUGAUUCUCAGCUGAGAGAGGAGAGAAGCAAGAGUUUGACUCUGCAGCAGGCUCUGCAGGGAGCUCCACUCAAAACAGAGCUCUCCCUGCUGAAGGACAACCAGCAACUCGCUCUUCAGCUCCAGCAAGCUGAGGAGAAAGUCAAAGCUCUGUGUGUACAGAAUGAGCAGCUGGAGGAGGCUCAGAUCAAAGCCAUCAACAGAGUGUCCAACCAUAAACAGGCCACACAGCUCCUGCAGACAGAACUGCAGGACAGCCGGGCAGAAGUUGAGGAGCGAGAGAACACAAUCCGAAGCCUCAAGAGCAAACUGCGAGAGUCUGAGAAAAAUUCACCUGACGGUGUUGAGCUGGAAAAACUGCGGACUAAACUGUUCAAAAUGGAAGUGGAGUUGACUUCAGCAUCUGAUCUACACCAACAAGAGGUCCAGAGGAUGACCACAGUGCUGAAUGAAAAGGAAGAGUCACUGAGGAAGCUGAAGGAAACCCUGAGGAAAUCACAGCAGCAGGGAGAGGAGUCGUUCCUGCAGGGGGAGGACCUUCAUGCCAGGCUGACAAACCCCAGAGGCUUGAUGAUCAAGAGCAGCAUUCACCUGGAAAAGACCAAACUGGAGGAGGAAGUCAAACAGCUUCAACUGAAAAUAGCCGAGCUGGAGAGCUUGGUGUCCAGUCAGCUUGCAGAGAUCAACAAGUGGAAGAGCAGAGCCAUCAAGCUGAAGACAAAGAACAAGGCCGAGCUGGACAAGCCUCCAUCACCCUGUACUCCCACCAAGAGGGGCCUUCCCAUGACCUCAGACUCCUCCAACUUCCUCAACUCACCCAAGAAGUUUCUGGUUACUCCUAAGAAGAUCCUGGACUCUCCCAGGAAGCUGUUGGAUUCUCCAAAAGUCUCUCUGCAAGACUCCCCCAAAAGCAGAUUCUUUGAUGUGGGUGGAAGCUCUGAGCUGCUGUCCAGAACCUAUCCCAAGCAGUUCUUUGAUAACUCCAGCCUGGGGACCAUUCCAGAGGUUUCCUGUGUUCCUGAUACGACAGAUUCAGAGAAGGAUGCAGCUGCAGGUGCAAACAGACAGGAUGAGUGGUGGCCUCAGUCUCCAAAGCAAGAGGAUAUGUGUAAACAACAGUAAAGUCUUCCACAUGUGCAAUAUUUUUAAUGUCCUUCGUCCUUUUCAUUGUUUCUGAUUUUAAUGUUUUCUUGUAGUUUGCAAAAUAAAGCUUCUAAUUAAAAAAUGA